AUGACGCCCAUUCCGCAGACUAUGUCUGGCAUCCUCAUCGAGCAGACGGGCGGCAUCGAAGUCCUGAGAUGGAAGACCGAUCUGCCCGUCCCGCAGCUUAAGGAGGGCGAGGUGCUGGUCCGCAACGAGUUUAUUGGCGUCAAUUACAUCGACACGUACUUCCGCACCGGCCUGUACUCCGCCCCCCUUCCCUUCAUAACAGGCAAAGAAGCCGCAGGCACCGUAAUCUCAGUCCACCCCUCCGUCUCGUCCAGCGACUCCCCCGUCAAGGAAGGCGACCGUGUCGCUUACAUCGGCGACCGUACAUACGCCGAGUACACCGCGAUCCCGGCGGCCAACGUGGCUCCCAUCCCCGACGGCGUCUCAACUUCACUGGCAGCCGCCUCCCUCUUGCAGGGCCUAACCGCCCUGACCUUCGUGCACGAGGCCGUUGGCCUGUCCCCACUGAAGCCGCUGGGGGUCGGCUCCGGGCCCUGGGUCCUUGUGCAUGCCGCAGCCGGGGGGACCGGGUCGUGGCUGGUGCAGCUGCUGACGCUGGCGGGAGCAAAGGUAAUUGGGACGGCUGGCGGUCCGGAAAAAGUGGGGAUUGCGAAGAAGAAUGGGGCUCAGUGGGUGAUUGACAGUCGCGCGGAGGAUGUCGUGGCGAGAGUGAAGGAGAUUACGGGGGGUAAGGGAGUUGACGUGAUUUUUGAUGGUGUUGGCAAGGCGACGUUUGAGGCAGAUCUGGACAUGAUUGCCAGAAAGGGGACACUUAUUAUGUUCGGUAACGCGUCCGGCGCUGUGCCUCCCGUCGACUUGUUCAAGCUCACCCCUAAGAACCUCAAGCUUAUGAGGCCUUCGCUGUUCGGCUACAUCACCACCCCGGAAGAGCGGGCUGCUUACACCAAGGAGCUCUUCGACCUGCUGCUCACCGGCAAGAUUAACGUUAAGAUCCACGACAUUUACCCGCUUAAGGAGGUCGGACGUGCACAUUCUGACCUCGAAGGCAGAAAAACCACAGGAAAGUUGCUGCUCAAGGUCUAA
Molecule: messenger RNA, 1023 nt
Organism: Thermochaetoides thermophila DSM 1495
Lineage: Eukaryota; Fungi; Ascomycota; Sordariomycetes; Sordariales; Chaetomiaceae
Exons: 3
Coding region: 1-1023 (340 amino acids)
Biological process (GO): cellular response to oxidative stress
Cellular component (GO): cytoplasm
Molecular function (GO): quinone reductase (NADPH) activity
Source: RefSeq, a predicted model, not a curated record